Molecule: messenger RNA, 2055 nt
Organism: Thermochaetoides thermophila DSM 1495
Lineage: Eukaryota; Fungi; Ascomycota; Sordariomycetes; Sordariales; Chaetomiaceae
Product: tetracycline:hydrogen antiporter-like protein
Exons: 2
Coding region: 1-2055 (684 amino acids)
Biological process (GO): transmembrane transport
Molecular function (GO): transmembrane transporter activity
Source: RefSeq, a predicted model, not a curated record
AUGGUGCAUGCAGCUCAGAUUGCGGCGAGCGCAACCCCCACCACUCCCUCCCGUCUAUCAUCACGCCGACCACAAAACUCGGGAUCCUUUCACUCCGGCCGACGCAGCUCGACGGGUUCAUUCCACGCCGGAGAACCAUUUCCGCAGCUACCAUCAUACAACGAUAACCUUUCCGGCCCGAGCCAGCGACGCAAAACACCGAGUGCUAUCGUUGGCCCAGAUCUUCCUAGGCUUCGCACCGGACGAUCAGGUCGCAUUCGAUACCAUACUUUUCCGACACCGCCCCCUCUUGGUCUAGGCAGUCUGUCAGGAAAAGAACAACCAUGGUACAAGCGUCUGUUAUGGUGGUCAAAGGGGAAGGUUGGCCUCGAAGAUGGCUUCACCUCUCCCGGUGAACACGAUGAUGGCACACGACGACUCCCUUCCGGACACCACAUCGAUAUCUCUGAAAAUCCUCUGCCCUGGACCCAGCUAUGUCUGCUCGCCCUCCUCUCCCUCGCCGAACAGACCGCGCUCAACUCAAUCGGUCCCUACCUCCCGACAAUGGUCGCUUCGUUCCCCGAGAUCCCUGACGGCCAGGAAGGCGUCUACGUGGGGCUUCUGGCAUCAGCUUUUGCGAUGGCCCAGCUCACGACAAACCUUUUAUGGGGUUACCUCUCGGACCAGGUUGGGCGGAAGCCUACCAUGCUCUUGGGGUCCUCCUUGCUGAUGGUAUGCUUCGUGUUCUUUGGCCUUUGUCGCACGUACACGCAGCUUCUGAUUGUGCAUGCCGGAAUGGGGCUAUUGAACGGGAAUGCGGCUAUUGUGCCGACUUGUUUAGGAGAAAUAACCGACCGGACGAACCAGAGCAAGGCGUUUAUUUGGUUGCCAGUUAUCUACAGUUUAGGGAGCAUCACUGGACCAGCUCUAGGUGGACUGCUCGUUGGAGUUGUGGCUGGUGAAGACUACCCCUUUUUGGCACCCAACAUCUUUUCGGCCGCACUUCUGCUGGCUAGUGUGGUUGUGUUAGCUAUUUGGUUUGAAGAGACUCUUAGCACCAUCGAGCCCGUUGCAUUCGACAAUAAGUGGAUCAACAAGGCCCGUGACUGGUCCCUGGCAGGCUGGCAUCGGCUCAAACAACCAUUUUCUCGCACGCCUUCAGAUCCGUGGGAGAGUUACCCUAUCAACGCUGCACCCAACAACAGUGACAGCGAUUUCAGCUCUCAAUCUGACAAUGCGCCUGACGAAGACGAUGAGCACCAGAGAGUGUUAGAUCACAAUGCCCCUGAUGGCUCGGGCGAGGACGAAGAGGCAGAAGAGCCCAAGUCUGCCUUUAGAGAGCUCGCCAACCGUAACACCCUCUUUAUUUUAGGAACUUACCUCGCCUUCCAGGUCUCCAACAUCUCCUUCAACUCUCUUUACCCCAUAUUUGCCGCGGCUGCACCUCCCACUGGGCGCAAUCUUGGGCCUGAGACAAUCGGGCUGAGCUUGUCGUUUGCGGGGCUGGUGACGGUCUUGUUUCAGAUGCUUGUCUUCCAUAGACUGAAGGACCGGCUUGGGAACCUUGGGACAUACCGGUACUCGUUAUUGGGUAUGGCGCUGGCUAUGACACUGAUGCCUUGGGUUGGACACCCAGAUAGCAGUCCUCCUUUGGGCAUUGGAAGUGGGAAGCUGUGGUUGUAUGUCGAGCUGGGUGUGGCGUUGGUGUUGAAAAACAUCUCUGCUGUGGGUGGGCUGAGUAGUGUGAUGCUUCUGAUCACCAACUCCGCAUCCUCCCAUGAAACCCUCGGCACCCUCAACGGCAUCGCGCAGUCACUAUCCGCAGCAGGCCGCAGUGUCGGGCCUUUCCUCUCCGGGGGCCUUUUUACCCUCUCCACACGCGUCAGACCCAAGGGCGAGGCACUUGCUUGGGGUCUGUUCGCCGGCUUCACGCUUUUUGGUUGGUUCGCCUCGCUGGCAAUACGGGGCAAUGGUCUGGAGAGUGCUGGGUGGGUAGAUGAGAGUGAGGAUACGGAGGAGGAUGUUGAUGAGGAGGCCAAUGGAGAAGGACAAGAGCAGGCGCUCAGUAGUUUGUGA